UUGUUUUUCAUAUCUCAAGCUCCGCCAUGUUUUGAGAUUUUAAGGAGAGGUGUGUGUUGGUUGGGUUGCGGAGAGGGUAGCCACGAUUUACGCUAGGGUUUUCCCCCCCAGCAAAAUGCAUACUUCUCUUCGACUUGUAUCUAUUUACAUACAUUGUAUGGUCUUUGCAGGCUGUUAGAUCGCAGGACAUCAAAUGAUAACUGACCUCCAGCUCUUGUGGUUAGCCACCUAUUGAAGAAGAUUAGCAGGGGCUUUGCUCCCUCCUACAAAUUCUUUCGUCUCCAGCUUUCGGAAUGUUUUCCAAAAAGCCUCAUGGGGACGUCAAAAAAUCAACACAGAAAGUGUUGGAUCCAAAGAAAGAUGUGCUGACACGGCUGAAACACCUGCGGAUUGUUAUAGAAAAUGCUGAGUCCGGGGACCUGAAGAACUUCUUUGACCAGUACUACUCUCACAUCUACUAUGUAUUCUUUGAGAACUUUGUAACCAUUGAAGUCAGUCUCAAACAAAAAGGUCACAAAUCGCAAAGGGAAGAGCUUGACUCUAUUCUAUACAUAUUUGAGAAAAUCCUCCAACUACUUCCAGAGCGAAUACAAGGGCGAUGGCAGUUCCACAGCAUAGGCCUCAUUCUGAAGAAGCUGUUGCACACCGGGAACUCUUUAAAGAUCAGAAGGGAGGGAGUGCGGUUGUUCUUGCUAUGGAUGCAGGCCUUGCAGGGCAACGCGCUGCGAGAGCAACUAUGGAUGUUCGCCUGCCUGAUCCCGGGCUUCCCCUCCCCCCAGUCGGAGCUAGGCCCCCGGACGCUGGACAACCUGGUCAACCCCCCCCUCAGCCUCCAGGAGACUCAAGUGACUCCGGAAGAGAUCAGUCCCCUGGUUCCUCCUCAGUCAGGGGAUAAGGCCCAGGAAGACCUCACGGGAUACUUCCUAGAGGCUCUUCUGAAAUACAUGGUAAACCAGGCCAAAGGGCUCGAGUGGAAGUGCAAAGAGAACCACGAGAAGGGCUUCGCGUUCCUGUUCGGAAACUUUAAGAAGUAUUACCUGCCGCACAUAUUCCCCAACUUCUCCAAGGAGACCAGUUUGUAUUAUCCUAUACUGGAGGUUCCCUCGAUGAGACCCAAGCCCUUCUACUGUGUGGUGAAGAGGGACCCGGAGACCAAUGAGCCCGUGUACUGCACCAAGGAGAGCCUCCUCAACGCCCGAGUCGUCGUCAUUCGCUGGCUGGUGUCCUUCUGGCUGGAGCCUCGCUCCAACACCGGAACCCACAUCCCCGGGCUGGACGGAGAGAGGGACAGCGUGCCAAAGAACAUCCAGAGGGCCGCGGCGGGGCUGGCGGCUCGGGGUCACGUCCUGGGGGAGGACCUUGUCCCCCGAGUGGACAGCCUGGACGGGGGGACGGGCUGUGAGCAGGAGCAGUCCCAUUCCAACACGUCCACCCUGACCGAGAGGGAGCCCAGCUCCUCCAGCCUGUGCAGCAUGGACGAGGAGCACCUCACCGACAUGGAAGUGGUGAGGAGGGUCCUCUGUUCCUCGCGGACCAACGUCAACUUCAUCACGGAGAUCUUCAGACAGGCCUUCCUGUUGCCCAUGUGCGAGGCUGCAGCCAUGAGGAAGGUUGUGAGGGUCUACCAGGAGUGGAUCGCCCAGGAAGACAAGCCUGUGUUCAUGAGGGAGCCGGACGAGGAGAGGUUCUCCUCCACGGCCGGAGGGGUCAGCCCGGAGCCCGUCCCCCAGCAGGGCCCGGAGGAGGUGGAGGGGGGCAGCAAAGUAUCUGAGAAGGAGCUGUUGGAGUGUAGAGUGCAUGCAGGCAUUCAGACAACACUGCAGGUGUUUGUCACCAACUCGGCCAACGUGUUUCUACUGGAGCCGGCCAACGAGCACAAGACGCUGCUGGAGGAGCACGUGGACAUGUGCAAGAGGGUCCUGAACAUCUACCGCAGCCUGGUCAUGCACGAAACCAUGGACAAGAAGACAUGGGAGCAGAUUCUGCUGGUUCUGCUGAGAGUGACCGAGUGCGUAAUGAAGAGGCCUCCCUCCAUCAUGCCCAACGUCAAGAAGAACCUGACUCUCUCCGGGAGGCUGGCUGGGGCCAUUUUCCAGACCCUGAUAGUGGCCUGGAUCAAGGGGAACCUGAACGUGUACAUCUCCCGCGAGCUGUGGGACGACCUGCUGGCCGUGCUGUCCUCGCUCACCUGCUGGGAGGAGCUGGUCACAGAGUGGUCCCUCACUAUGGAGACACUCACCAAGGUUCUGGCCCGUAACCUGUACAGUCUGGAUCUCAACGAUCUGCCCCUAGACAAGCUGAGUGAACAGAAAAUGAAGAAACAUAAAGGCAAAGGGGGAGCCCACGAAGGCCAGAAGACAGCCGUGGACCGGUCCUUCUCUAAGGGCUGGAGCAGGGACCAGCCGGGGAGCGGCCAGGCCGCCGCCAUGAGGCAACGCAGCGCCACCACGGCCGGUUCUCCGGGCAUGGAGAAGGCCAGGAACAUCAUCCGCCAGAAGACUGUGGGCCUGCGUAGCUGCUCUACAGGGGACACUCUCCUGUCCCAGGCCUUUAUCCGCAGCGCUAAAAGUGCCCCUGUCCUGAUCCACCCUCAGCACCCUCUCCUGCCUGACUCUGUCCUCACCCCCCUAGCCGACGAGCUGGCAGAUAUGGACGAACCAACCGUGGCCCCCCGGCCCCCCAGGAUGCGCCACUGUUCCCAGAGCGAGGACACCCCGGCUUCAGAGGUGUUCUCCGCGUCCGGCGACCUCGAACCCCAGGGCCUCCCCCGGAGCAGCAGUGCGUCGGACGUCAUGGAGCCGUUCAUCGCCGAAAGGGUCAAAGGUGCACUCCCCGUCCCCAACAGUCCCCCCUCAAACCCUGCCCCCUCCACUGCCGGCCCCUCCCCGAGUUCCCCCGCGCCCCCCCACGACUCCCCCGCCGCGCCGGCCGGCUGGGCGGCCUCUCUGGAGGUGGGGGAUAGCAUCUACGACCACCUGUGGCAGAUGAUAGGCCCCCGCCCUCCUGCUCCCGACUGGACAUGUGCGGGGGGCGCCCCCAGGCUUGCCGGGUCCUCCGAGCGGGAGGAGGCGGAGGACCUGUUCAGCUCUCUCAGGGAGUACCUGAUUAACGUAAGCCAGGAGGAAGGAGGAGGGGAGGAAAGGAGCGGCGAGAUGGUAAGUUCCCAGCAGGUCAGGAGGCAGGGAAGUUUAGAACCGGAGGAGGACGGCAAAGAGGCAGAGCAGCAGCCUCCAGAGGGCAGCAUCUAUGAGUGCCUGGAGCAAAUCGACGACUGGGAGUCGACCAGCAGGGGGAGCUCUAGUCUAGCUGAGCAGGUAACUGCACAGGUCCCAGGGAGCAAGGAAGAGCCCCACUUAGUCAGGCAGGACGCCACAGAGUUCGAGUGUAACCCAGAGACCGGUGGUUCAGGCCAACCGCCCCAGCCGCCACCCCUCUCCCUGCACCAAGCCCUCAAGCCCAGGCUGGCCAGGGCGAGGCCCCGAAAGCACCAGGGCGGAGCAGGAGUCCACGUCAGCUUCCAGCCCUCCACGGAGUCCGUCCAGUUCCACAGCCGCCUGGACGCCAAGGAGGCCCACUGGAGGACGCGGCUGCGCCGCCUCAGCCACUUCAGCGGCCACUCCGUGGGGGUGACGGGAACGGGGGGGUCAAAGAUCAAAGAGAGGCCGGGAGGGGAGGGGGCAUGCGGAAACAACGGGGAGCAACCAGACCGGGAGACGGGCGGAGCGGGCGUUCACCCGUCGGGGCCGGGGCGCGUCCGCCUGGGUCGCUCUUCCGUCCGGCCCUGCGGUACCCGCUCCCGAUCGCAGGACGCGGAGUCGGGGAUCAGUCCCUCUAGGCAGCAGCAGGUGGCGCUUUUGGGUGGUGUGUAUAAAUCUGUGGUCCAUGCUCUCUCCAAGCCCAAGGCCCACGCCUCCGCCUCCGCGGGCCCCCAGCAGCACGGCAAAGCCCCCGGUGGGGCCCCUGAGGCGCCCCUGAGGGACCUGUACACUCAUGUAAAGGGCUAUUUUGGAAGAAAAGCACCAGCCAAUAAAGAGGAACCUUGUCAGAAGACACGCCCUGUGUCCAGUGACGUCGGCAACAGUAACCAGAACUUCGGAGAUUUGAUGGAUGAAUUCAUCCAAGAGCGUCUGCGAGUCAGAGCCACCUCUGGUAUGACCCGGCGUGGCAGCAGCCCCGGUAGUCUGGAGGUCCCCAAGGACCUGCCAGAGCUCCUGAACCGUCAGAAUGUCACGCGUCCCGUGGACGACCCCGGCGUGCCCUCCGAGUGGACCUCCCCCGCCAGUGGCAGCAGCAGUGAUAUCAUCAGCUCUGACAGCCAAUCGGACUCCUUCAAUGCCUUCCAGUACCCCAACUGUAAGUUUGAAAAUUUCAGCUUCGGUCCGGAAGGCGCCGGGUCGUUGGACCAGGACAACACCAGCUUGGGAGGAGUGCCCCAGACCGCAGAGGAACCGGAGCUGAUCAGCCUCACCGCCCUCCACAUCGACUCGGAGACCAGCAGUCUGAGUCAGCAUGGCCUGUCCGCGGACACUGUCACCAUCACAGGUUCAGAGAGCGCGUCCCCGAUGCAUUCCCUGGCCGGUUCCCGCUCCCAGACACCGUCUCCAGCCACGCUUACGGCCGAACACGUGGAGCUACAUCACAAGGACCUGCAGCUGGACGAGAAGCUCCACCACUCUGUUCUACAGACUCCAGAUGACCUGGAAACCAGCGAGUUCCCCACCGAGGACUGCAGUGUGAUGGCCGGCGGGAAUCUGACUGGUUGGCACGCUGACGUCGCCACAGUGAUGUGGCGGAGGAUGCUAGGCAUUCUGGGAGACGUGAACACCAUUAAAGACCCUGAGAUCCACGCACAGGUCUUUGACUACCUCUGCGAGCUGUGGCAGAACCUGGCCAAGAUCCGAGAUAAUCUGGGCAUCUCUCUGGACAACCAGUCGUCUCCUCCUCCACCCGUCCUCAUCCCUCCACUCAGGAUUCUGACCCCCUGGCUCUUCAAAGCUACCAUGCUGACGGAGCGCUACAAGCAGGGAAAGCUGCACGCCUAUAAGCUCAUCUGUAAGAUCAUGAAGAGGAGGCAGGAUGUGUCGCCCAAUUCGGACUUCCUCACUCACUUCUACAAUAUCAUGCAUUGUGGCCUAAUGCACGUUGACCAGGACAUAGUGAACACCAUCAUAAAGCACUGUUCUCCUCGGUUCUUCUCCAUCGGCCUUCCUGGUGCCACCAUGCUCAUCCUGGACUUCAUCAUCGCUGCCAGCCGAGUCACCGCCUGUUCCUCCCUCAAUGCCCCGCGGGUGGAGGCUCAGAUCCUGCUGGGGUCCCUGGUGUGUUUCCCUAACCUGUACGAGGAGCUGCCCGCCCUGCACCCCACCACCGCCGACGUGGUCAUGACCAAGUUCAGAGACGUCAAGGAACACAUCAUCAAACCCAUCCUGAGUUCAGCCAGAGACGAGCCAUCCGCGCCAGCCAGGUCGGUGGCUCUGUGCAGUCUUGGCAUCUGGCUGUGUGAGGAGUUGGUUCACGGCACUCAACAUCCUCAGAUCAAAGACGCCCUCAACGUCAUCUGUGUCACUCUAAAGUUUCCAAAUAAAACUGUUGCUCUUGUGGCUUCGGAUAUUCUGCACUUGCUCGUUAAUUACGUUGAUGACCUUCAGAAAUUCCCCCCAGACACUCCAAAGAAAAUAGUUGAGAUCCUCAUAGCGACCAUCACCCACCUGCUCCCCACCACAGAAUCCUCCCCCCAUGAACUGGACAAGAGGCUGGUGGUGUCUCUGCUGUUGUGUCUGCUGGACUGGGUGAUGGCUCUGCCGCCAAAGACUCUCCUUCAGCCUAUCCAAACCCUCAGCCCAGACAAGGACAAGCAAGACAAGUCGGUCCUCAGCUGCAUUUACAAGGUGCUACACGGCUGCGUGUAUGGGGCCCAGCACUUCAACAGCCCCAGGUAUUUCCCCAUGAACCUGUCGGACCUGACCAGUCCAGACUACGACCCAUUCCUUCCCCUGGAGAGUCUGAAGGAACCGGAGCCGCUCCACUCGCCGGACUCCGAACGCUCCUCCAAACUCCAGCCGGUCACCGAGGUACGGAGUCGUAUCCAACACGGCCUGAUCUCGAUCGCAGCCAGGACGGUCAUCUCCCAUCUGGUAAACCACUUAGGCCACUACCCCAUGUCUGGAGGCCCUGCCACCCUGACCAGCCAGGUGUGUGAGAACAUGGACAAUCCCUACAGCGAAAGCCCUGACCUGGCGCCGGAGCUCUUCGAUGGGCCCAAUCUGCAGUUCUUCGUCCUGAACGGCACCCUCCUGUCCUGCCUGCAAAUCCGGGCAGAGGAUGGUGUGCCCGGUGGGGGAAUGUCCGCGGGCCUCACCACCACCAGCGCCUGUGUCCGGGUCAUUGUCCGGGACAUCUCCGGCAAACACUCGUGGGACUCGGCUGUGUUGUACGGGCCGCCCCAUUGUGGUGCUCCCAGUCAGGCCCUGCACCUCUUCAGCAACAGAUCCUCGAAGAGGCCCACCGCAGAGGGGGAGACGGAGAAGAACCCAGAGAGGGUUGGAGAGCCCAGAGAGAGGCCGGAGGAGGAGGAGAGGGAAGAGGGGGCUGCUCUGGAGGAAGAGGAGGAGGAGGAGGAGGAAGAAGAAGAAGAAGAAGAGGAGGAGGUGGAUGAGGAGGUGCCAGGAGAGGAUGAGCAGGGGGAUGCUUUGGAGGACGGACGUGAGGACGAAGAAAAGGACGAAGAAGAAAUCUCCUCGGAGCUGAUGGCCCCGAAGGCGAAGCGAGUGUGUCGGGAGGCGAUCCCGUCCUGGGACUCUCUGCGCGAGGACGAUGACGCUCUGGACGAGAUGCUACAGUACCUGGGCUACUCCAGCCCCGAGUGUUUGCAGCGUGCCGGAACGCCCCUCAACAUCCCCGCCCGGCCCCCAGUCUGCGUCUCUGAGAAGCAGGAGGAUGAUGUGAUCAACGCCCUUCUGAAGCAGCGCACUGAGGAGAAGCACUUUGCGGCCCACAGGGGGAACGGGCUAAACAUGAAGGCCACGAAGCAGGUGGAGCCAGGGCCCCAGAGGCCCCAGUCUGCCUUCUACUACUGCAGGCUGCUGCUUAACAUCCUGGGCAUGAACUCUUGGGAGAAGAGGACUAAUUUUCAUCUCCUGAAGAAGAACGAGAAGCUGCUUCGAGAGCUGAAGAACCUCGACUCCAGGCAGUGUCGAGAGACACACAAGAUGGCUGUGUUUUACGUGGCGGAGGGUCAGGAGGACAAGCACUCGAUCCUGUCCAACACCAGUGGCAGUCAGGCCUACGAGGACUUUGUCUCCGGGUUGGGCUGGGAGGUGAAUCUGACCAGUCACUGCGGCUUCAUGGGAGGUCUUCAGAGGAACAAGAGCACGGGUCUGACCACGCCCUACUUCGCCACAUCCACCGUAGAGGUCAUGUUCCACGUCUCGACUCGCAUGCCGCCCGACUCGGACGACUCGCUCACCAAAAAGCUGCGGCAUCUGGGGAACGACGAGGUGCACAUAGUGUGGUCGGAGCACUCCCGGGACUACAGGAGAGGCAUCAUCCCCACGGAGUUCGGAGACGUCCUCAUCAUCAUCUACCCCAUGAAGAACCACAUGUACAACAUCCAGAUCCUGAAGAAGCAAGAGGUGCCGUUUUUCGGGCCCCUGUUUGACGGCGCCAUAGUGGAUGAGAAGAUCCUUCCCAUCAUGGUGCGGGCCACCGCCCUCAAUGCCAGCAGGGCUCUCAAAUCCCUCAUCCCCCUCUACCAGAACUUCUACGAGGAGAGAGCCCGUUACCUGGAGACGAUCGUGCAGCACCACCUGGAGACGACCACGUUCGAGGACUAUGCAGCCCGGGUCUUCUGCCCCGCCCCCUGCCAACACCAUCCCUCAGACCCAGAGAGCUUGCUAUUUCUGCUCCUUCCCAAAACUCCACUAGAAAACAUUGGGCUCGGCAAGGUAAAAGGCAAAGGCUUGAAGCGGAAGGUGUUUCACGCUAGCUGUGAAUGGCUCAUGCCUCGAGAGUCAGGAGGGAGAAAGCCCAGCAGCGGUGCAGCAAGACGCGGCCGACCAGUUAGCCUCGCCCAUGUCCCCUCGUACUAGCAAGAGCCGCAUGUCCAUGAAGCUCCGACGCUCCUCCGGCUCGGCCAAUAAGACCUGAUCGAAAUUCUCCUCAGUUGAGCCCCUUCCCCCACCCGGGGCCCACAGGGGCCCACAGACUUCAGUUAAAAAGACUCCGCCUACUGUACAGCACCUACCAGCCUUUGCCCACUAAAAGCACUGCGUCCCGUUACGUUCCCCUGGCCACGUGGACGCCUCUGGCCUGCAGGGUCAGCAUCACCCCUGCUCUACCAUCCCACUGACAUGCAGGAUGAGGCCCUUGAACUGACCCAGGGGCCGGCCCAUGGGGCCUCUGGAUAGGGGCGGUGCUAGCAGGGCCCGGGCGGCUCCCCAGGGCAAAUUUAGCUAACAACGCACACCGAGACCUCAAACUGAGGAAAGAGAGCAAAAUAUACUUUGGGUGUCCAAAAAACAGCAGGUUCCGUGGUAUGCAGAAAGCAUUAAUGCAGCUAUAGAGACAUGUUUCAUUGGUAGUUGAAAUCAAAUGUUUGGCUAGGACGAGUCCAGCUUUCUUUGCUUAGCUUGUAGCUGAAGAGUGACAAAUAUUUAAUGCCCCCCCCCCCCCCACACAUUCUAAUGGACCAUGACCAUUUACACUUGCUAGAAAAGUGAUUUCAAGAAAGAACCAAAACACAAAGUAUGAAAAAGGCAUUUGUCAUAUUUGGUCACAGUCCACCACAAGACAAAUUUAUAUAUUUGUACUAUAUUCUGCAUAUACAGGAGUUUUCUCUCGUUGCUCGGACUGAAGCAAUGUCGGCCAGUGUUUGUAGACGAUGAGUUUAGAAUUUUGUUGAAAGAAAAGUUUGCUUCUCAAUCUGUGAGGUGGAAAUUGUUCAGUUAAAAUGAAGCACUUGUUACAUUUUGUUUAGUUUUUCACAGUAAACAUGCAACUCAGUGUGACUUUUGGUGUAUAAUAUUCACUACUGUUGUUCUUUUGAGGGGUCACAUUUAUUUUUUUAUUGACAUUGUAAAGCUGGUUUUCACCUGAUAAAGAAUGUUACUGAUCAUUUAGUUUUGUUUGUGUACAGUGUGCUGUUUUGAUCCACCUCUUUUUUUUUCACUCACGAUGAAUAUAUAUAUACAUAUAUAUAUAUACUGUAUAUGAGAAUACAUAUUUAAAGUGUAUAAUGCUGAGAAUAUCUGAUCUGUGUAAAUAAUUUCAGCCAAAAACCACCACAACUAAGCGUAUAUUAACCUCAAGACAUAGAGCAUCAGUUAGAGGCUUGGUCAAAUUGUAUGCGUGGGUAAAGUAGUUGUAGUAUUUACACCGCGUCUACUGUACGUGUGAGCAAAAACCUAGGGCCAAAGAGGAUGAAGACUGUGAUACAAAGACCUACUGGUGUAUUGGCUUCUAUUGUAGAGUUCCUUCGCAGGGUUCUUCAGUAGAAUUCUACUGUAGUGACCCUUCAGCUGCAGGUGGGCUCUCACAGCAAGAUAAUGUGCUUCCUGUGUAGAAUGCAUCUCCACUGUCCGCUUCAUGUGUUGUAGCAGGUCUUUCGCUGUGGUCUUAGACUCUGACCUGCUCCUCGAACCAACGGUGGACCGCUCAUAUUGGAAUCGCAGUGGCGUUUAAGCAUGGAGUGCUUGGAGGGGGAAAUACUUGCUUAUAUAAAACACUUAUUGUUUUUCAAGUCAUUAAGCUGCUACUGAGGCUUAAUAAUCUAUUGUUAUGAUAAUUGUGCAACCAGAAUUAGUAAUGCAAUUGAGGCGGUUGGUUAUUUUCCUGAAGUGGCCAUAUGAUCAUUGUCAUUAACCCUUUAGAAUAAUUUACCAAAGUGAAAUGAAUAAUUUUGCUCAGAAUGUUAUUUCUCAUUUAAAUUGAGUAACAGGAAGUGACAUUACAGAUAUAGAAUCACCAAAUGAUCAGUGGAACUCUCAAAGCUCAUAUCUUUUUUUUAUAGACCACUCCCUGAAAAUGUUUGCCACAGUGGGGUGCUUAAAAGGCUUCAUAUCCCUGUAAUGACUAAUAUUCAAUAUUCAAAAUGAUGAACAAACAUAAUAAAUGUAUUUAAAUAGACUCCUUUGUUUUUAUUGACCUUUUCAAUCUGAAAUACGGUUAAUUUUUUUGCAAAUCCCCAAAACAUGUAACUAAAACUCUCCACAUCGCUGGUGGUUGAAGCCAAUUUACCCUUUGUACUUUAAACAAUUGACAAUCACGAAGUAUUGCCGUAUCAAGUUAUUGCAUUAUGUUAUACUAUUGCUUAACUGUUCAACAGAAACAAGAACAUGCAUGAUGUGACUAUUUCUCAUUUCAAAGAGCCAUGGAUGCUAAUGCCACAGUAAUGUAUGAAGCACCCACCUGUUAGCUGCCAACCGUGUUCAUUUGUAUGACACAAUCGCACAGCAACACUGUUUUUUAAAUAUUUUUUUUAUUCUGCUUUGCUUUCAUGUGGUGUAUUUAUUUGUGUUGUUACACUUUUUGUUGUUAUUUGCUUUCAGCUAUAGGUUCUCUGCUAGAGAGGAAAGGGAUUGUAAAUGCAUGUUUUGGACCGUUCGGUUGAACUUUUAUAUAUUUUUUAAUGGCUGCCUUCUGUGUCUGAGGUCAAAUCAAUGUUUGUGUUACGUUAGAAUAUAUGAUUGUGAGGUUGGUUCUGAUUGAAUUUAAAAUGAUUAUUUCUGAAAUGGCCCUGGAUGAAAACUACAAACUUACCAGAGAAAGAGAGUGAUAAAAAAAAAUCAUGCUGCAUCCUCAGUCCAAGCUGAGGAGAUCGGAUAAUAUUGGUUUGUCCUCUCCCUUAAGUCAGAUUUGACUGAAACCUGUGCAUACUGUAAAUGUAUAAAAUACUCCCUCUACUAAGGAGUUGUACUGUAGGCCUAUGUUACUACUGACCAAAUGCUGCAUGAUGCCAGUACUAACUGCAUGUGUUGAUAUAACAGCUACACAGACAAGCACAGUGACACAAAUGAAAUCGCAUUGUCAUACUUGUAGUAUCUAUACAUUCAUUAUGGCUGUUCCAGGAGGACAUAGAUGUGCAAUGGAAUUUGACAAUAAAAAGUAUUCUUACCACCUA
Esox lucius (northern pike) is the source of this 11116-nucleotide messenger RNA. It is a transcript of the gene ralgapa1, whose product is annotated as Ral GTPase activating protein catalytic subunit alpha 1. Gene Ontology annotation, biological process: regulation of small GTPase mediated signal transduction; positive regulation of GTPase activity. Gene Ontology annotation, cellular component: nucleus; cytoplasm. NCBI's taxonomy places the organism in Eukaryota, Metazoa, Chordata, Actinopteri, Esociformes, Esocidae. Gene Ontology annotation, molecular function: GTPase activator activity. The record is from RefSeq and is a predicted model, not a curated record. The transcript has 43 exons. The coding region runs from base 294 to 8087 and encodes 2597 amino acids.